This is a messenger RNA of Oryzias latipes (Japanese medaka), 1226 nucleotides long. Its product is annotated as stomatin-like. The record is from RefSeq and is a predicted model, not a curated record. Gene Ontology annotation, cellular component: plasma membrane. NCBI's taxonomy places the organism in Eukaryota, Metazoa, Chordata, Actinopteri, Beloniformes, Adrianichthyidae.
CUCUCAUCAGGGCACACUUUUAGAAACUCUCGACAAGAAAUACCAACAGCUCAAAAAAGCAAAUGGAAAUGGAGGACAAAAUAGAAAGCCAGAGGCAAAGACAAGAAGACGACAAUGGUUUCAUUUCUGAACGGACAGGGUCUUUGGGAUGCCUUGGAUGGUUUAUAGUCAUUCUCUCUGGAUUCUUCACAGUUCUUCUUUUUCCCAUCACAAUCUGUUACUGUUUAAAGAUUGUUCAGGAGUAUGAGCGAGCUGUCAUCUUCAGGCUGGGCCGCAUCAUAGACAAGAAACCCAAAGGACCAGGAAUAUUCUUUAUCCUGCCAUGCACUGACUCCCUGGUUAAAGUGGAUCUGCGAAUCAUUUCAUUUGACAUUCCACCACAAGAGAUUCUAACCAAAGAUUCAGUCACUGUUAGUGUGGAUGGUGUGGUGUACUUCCGGGUCAGUGACCCCAUCGCUUCCGUGGCCAAUGUGACUAAUGCCAACUAUUCCACCCGACUGCUGGCACAAACCACCCUCAGAAAUGUCCUGGGCACCAAGAACCUAGCAGAGGUCCUGUCCGACCGGGAGGGCAUUGCUCACAGCAUGCAGUCCAAUCUGGAUGAAGCCACAGACAACUGGGGAAUUAAGGUGGAGCGCGUGGAGAUCAAAGAUGUGAAACUUCCACAUCAGCUCCAGAGAGCCAUGGCUGCAGAAGCAGAGGCAGCACGAGAGGCCAGAGCAAAGGUGAUUGCAGCAGAAGGUGAGAUGAACGCAUCCCGCGCCCUAAAGGAGGCGUCGCUCGUCAUUGCAGAGUCUCCAUCAGCUCUGCAGCUUCGUUACUUGCAGACUCUCAGCACCAUUGCAGCAGAGAAGAACUCCACCAUUAUCUUCCCAUUACCCAUGGAUGUCAUAUCUCACUUUAUGCGAAAGUGAACUUGCCUAACCAAGGCAAAGUGUGCUGAAUAGGAAAGGAUCACUAUAAGUUUUAAUGAUUCUACAGACAGUUUGUCAUGGUUUGAUUUGACUUCAGUGAUGUUUUACGGAUAAUAGAGUAAUGGAUAUGAAAAAUCAACAUCAGGAAUUUUUAAUGUGGACUGGUUCUGUUGGUGGGGGGAUUAUGUGUUUGUGUAAAACUGAAAAAAGAAUUGAUUAAUUCAUUGAAAUGGCUUUAACUGAUCAGAAAGGUUUUUUUAUUUAUGAUUAUUGAUUCAUGUUUGAGGUUAUUAACAAACAUUUUUUAACCUA